AUGGAAGUUCUGGUUGCAGAAAACAAGAUACAAGAUAAAAUGCAUCCCAUUGGUGAUAAUUCAGUAUUUUACCAUAAUGAAAGUUGCCCCCAAAAAUGUGAGGAUAUGGUGCUUGAGGUAGAAGAUGGCCCCCCAAAUGUUGAAGCCUGUCUGCCACAAUGCAUGGCUGUGCAGCUCAAUGCAGAGAGGCCACAUGACGCAUUUGUAACAGCAUUGCUCGACUAUUCCAUCAAGAAACUAGAGUGUCUACACAUCAGUGACGAUUAUGGCGUCCCUGUGCAAAAUACCCAUGGCGCACUAAUUCCUUACAAGGGGCAAUUUGAUCCAUCCAAGAAGCAUAAAUCACCACCCAAGGUUGAUCUUGAUUCUGAGACUAUGCGAGUGUGGAAAAUGCUGAUGGAGAAUGAUGAAAGUGAAAUUAUUGAAGAAGCGAACGAAGAUAAGGAAAAAUGGUGGGAAGAACAGAGAGAAAUAUUCAGUGGACGGGUGGACUCAUUUAUUGCCCGUAUGCAUCUUAUCCAAGGAAAUAGACGUUUCUCACCUUGGAAAGGUUCGGUGGUAGACUCUGUGGUUGGGGUUUUUCUAACUCAGAACGUGUCUGACCAUCUUUCAAGGUAA
Ilex paraguariensis (yerba mate) is the source of this 618-nucleotide messenger RNA. The record is from the annotation of a GenBank genome assembly. NCBI's taxonomy places the organism in Eukaryota, Viridiplantae, Streptophyta, Magnoliopsida, Aquifoliales, Aquifoliaceae.